ACAGGCACCAGCUGUACUUCAUUCUUCAUGGCUGAACCUGAUCGAACCUGCUCUUCCGUUUUGCAACAAGCAUAUUAACUUGGUAGGUAAUUAUAGAUAACCAUAACGUUACUCGUCCCAGUUGAUUCCCCAGAACCAAAAAUGCAGGUAGAGAGAGUUCAGGCAUUGGCCCUUGGCAGGCUCAACGAGUUACCGGAAAAGUUCAUCCGCCCCGCCCACGAGCAGCCCUUGAACACCAGGGCCGUGGAGGGAAUAGCCGUGCCGGUAAUUUCCCUAGCAAAGCCACACAACGUCAUCGUCGAGGAAGUUUCCGAGGCAGCUGCCCAAUGGGGCUUCUUUCUGAUCACUGACCAUGGGAUACCAGCUUCAUUGAUAGAGGAGUUACAGAAGGUUGGCAAGGAGUUUUAUAUGCUGCCACAGGAGGAAAAAGAGGCCUAUGCAAAUGACCCCGCUAGUGGCAGAUUUGAUGGGUAUGGGACUAGGAUGACCAAAAACCAUGAUGACAAGGUUGAGUGGAUUGACUAUUUCUUUCACCACACUGCUCCUCCAUCGAAGGUUAACUAUGAUAUCUGGCCUAAGAAUCCUCCAUCAUACGGGUGUGACACACACAGGCAAGUAAAUGAAGAGUACAAGAAGGAAAUGCUGAAAGUAACGGACAAGCUAUUGGAGGUGCUUUCAGAGGGUCUAGGCCUGGAUAGGAAGGUAUUGAAAUCUCAUAUGGGAGAUGGAGAAGUGGAAUUGGAAAUGAAGAUAAAUAUGUACCCGCCAUGCCCACAACCCGAACUAGCCCUUGGCGUUGAGCCUCACACCGACAUGUCCGCCCUCACCUUACUGGUUUCAAACGAUGUUCCUGGCCUUCAGCUGUGGAAAGAUGACAAUUGGGUUGCUGUGAAUUACCUGCCAAAUGCAGUCUUUGUUAACAUUGGUGAUCAGAUGGAGGUCUUGAGCAAUGGUAAGUACAAGAGUGUUCUUCACAGGAGCUUGGUGAACAAGGAACGGUUGCGCAUGUCAUGGGCUGUGUUCAUUGCGCCACCACAUGAGGCUGUGAUUGGGCCUCUGACGGAGCUUGUGGACGAGCAAAAUCCUGCCAAAUACUCAACCAAAACAUAUGGUGAAUACCGACACCGCAAAUUCAACAAGAUCCCACAGUAGAUGAGUAGUGUAGUUAGUAUGUUUCUCAUUGGGACUCAAGAAUUUCUUCACAGAUUUAUAUGUUUUGCUGUCUCAGUAGGUAGAGUGGGGAUUCAUGAUGCAUUCUCUGCACUUAGUAGUUGAAUCUUAUGAGGGUCUUCAGAAUUUUAUGUCAGUUCAAUGUCGUUAUCAAUCUUUGUUGUAUUAAUGCUCCAAUAAUGAUGAACUCAUGAACCCAAUAUGAACUGUUUCAAUAUUUGAUUAUGAGUACAGACAGAUGCCAAUGGCAAUGAUUGGAUUUAAGCUAGCUAUCAAUAACUGUUAUAACCUAUGGCAGAUGAACAGAAACUAGUAACUAGCUAAACUAAUGGCAAAGGAAAAGAGAGGA
Rosa rugosa (rugosa rose) is the source of this 1519-nucleotide messenger RNA. Its product is annotated as flavonol synthase/flavanone 3-hydroxylase-like. The transcript is spliced from 2 exons. The coding region runs from base 142 to 1152 and encodes 336 amino acids. Lineage: Eukaryota; Viridiplantae; Streptophyta; Magnoliopsida; Rosales; Rosaceae. The record is from RefSeq and is a predicted model, not a curated record.